Molecule: messenger RNA, 1446 nt
Organism: Bipolaris victoriae FI3
Lineage: Eukaryota; Fungi; Ascomycota; Dothideomycetes; Pleosporales; Pleosporaceae
Exons: 4
Coding region: 1-1446 (481 amino acids)
Source: RefSeq, a predicted model, not a curated record
AUGUCGCGAUCCGUCGAGCUGGGGCGCGCAGUACUGCAUGCACCCACUGCCCAUCACGAGCUUUGGCUCACAACAUUGAUCACCAUCUCACCAAAACAGGACUCACCUUACCUUGCACAGCUCACACCUGUUCAGUGUCUCAAAGCCCUUGCAUCUGGACUACUAUGGAUUGAUCGUGGACAUGAUAUGCAUGUGAAUUUGGAACUGACGGUGAACAAUGAGGCGCUGCCCCACAAGCAGCUCCAAACCCUCACGAAUGCUAUUCUCCAGGCUCCAGUAUGGCAGCAAUUAAUGUUGAGACCAACCCUUCCCAGCAAUUCCAUAACAGACUCAGGAACGAUUCGAUUCAAUAUCAGUCACGCUACUGUCGCUAGAAAGGAGGUGGGGCAAAAGCAUCACAGGCUGUUUUCAGAUGUUCCGGCGACAGAUAUUGGGCCACCAGAGGGCGUUAUUUCUGUAUCACUUCAUUCGGUUCGCCUAUGCCUGGACAUUCUAGAGACAGGUCCGCGCCGGAAGCUUGUAGUGCCGCGAUCGAACUCCUCCUCGGAUGAGCGCAUUAAAGCCGAAGAUAAGACUAUGAUCCCUUUUGAUGUAGACUCGGCUGGAAGCGCCUCAAGUCAUGAUGCACCAAAACCCGUUCCGUUUGAUGCUAGCAGAAAACGAAAACGAUCCGUCACUAGCAUGUCACCGACGCCUCUAAAACUUCCCCGCCGACACGCUGACAGUGAUGAAAGAGAUAUGCGGGUAGAUCUAAGUUCCCAGUCAGCGCACAGUCUUUCCUCGAUGAUGCAAUUUCAAGUUAAUGUGCGAGCCAUGGUCGAUAGCGCACUACGUCUCUGCAUACGCGGUACAAUCUCUAAAUAUCCAAAUGGGUUAAAAGCUAAAGCGAAUACAUUCCGUCUGGGAUUGGCCGAUGUAGCCCCUGCGUUAUGGAGAAGCGGAUAUAUCGAUGCUUUGUCUCAGAGAGCCCAACUAAUGCCCACAGUUGCUCAGUCACUCGCUCAAACAAGCUUUGCAAGAACAAUGUCUAUUUCUCUGAAGUCCAAAAUGGAGAUCAUCAGCAACGCUGCUUUUGCGGGUGGUCGAGAUAAAACCCAUGGGCCAGGAUACCCCAUUGAGUCUAACACCGCCCGUAUCACGCGAUAUGUCGCAAGUAAUCUAUGGGUGCAUUCACAAAAAAGUCUACUUCGCGACCCUACACCGCCGAUAUUAGCCUGCAUUGGCUCCCCUUCAGAGGAAGUCUACUCAGACUCAGAAGAUAUGUUAGUGGGGAAAGACAUCGAAUGGAACGAGGGCUUAUAUGCAGUACACGACGAAGAUAUUUCCCUUAUGACUAGUGACAAUCACCAAGUCCAAACACAACACGAAACCUUCACCAAACCUAUCACAAAUUACGGUAUUACCGAGUUGGAAGAAGAGCUAUUGUUUGAUCCACUAUCCUACUAG